This is a messenger RNA of Paralichthys olivaceus (Japanese flounder), 3630 nucleotides long. RefSeq names its product iroquois homeobox 2a (gene irx2a). Lineage: Eukaryota; Metazoa; Chordata; Actinopteri; Pleuronectiformes; Paralichthyidae. Gene Ontology annotation, molecular function: DNA-binding transcription factor activity, RNA polymerase II-specific; RNA polymerase II cis-regulatory region sequence-specific DNA binding. Gene Ontology annotation, biological process: cell development; regulation of transcription by RNA polymerase II; neuron differentiation. The record is from RefSeq and is a predicted model, not a curated record. Gene Ontology annotation, cellular component: nucleus.
AUCGGACGCUAGGGGAUCAAGACGCGAGCCACAUCGCCUCUAUGUGGGCACUUUAACAGAUCUUUCGGGGGUUUUUUUCCCAGUAAGGGGGCUGAGGAGGGAGGACUUUUUUAUGUCCAUUGUCUGAUGACUGUUUGCACGGCUGAUUAUUGAGUUGAUUGUUUAUUAUUUUGGCUGCUGUUGCCCGUCGCCCUUGUGCGUCUUUUUUUUAUCCUCCCCUUUUUGGAAUCGGCGACCCCACACUGCAGCGCACCAAUGUCCUAUCCUCAGGGUUACCUCUACCAGCCCCCGGGCUCUCUGGCUCUUUAUUCGUGUCCGGCGUACGGGGCCUCGGCUCUGGCUGCCCCGCGGAGCGAAGACCUAGCGCGGUCUUCCUCCGGCUCAGCCUUCAGCCCUUACCCUGGAUCGGCUGCUUUCUCCGCGUCGGCCGGCGCAGGCUUCUCCAGUCCGCUGUCAUACUCCACGGAUCCGACGACGGGCUUCCCAUCCUACAUGAGCUCUCCAUAUGACGCACACACGACGGGCAUGGCGGGGGCGCUGAGUUACCACCCAUACGGGAGCCCCGGGUACCCAUACCAGCUCAACGACCCGGCUUACCGCAAGAACGCCACCAGGGACGCCACGGCCACCCUGAAGGCCUGGCUGCAGGAGCACAGGAAGAACCCGUACCCGACCAAAGGGGAAAAGAUCAUGCUGGCCAUUAUCACCAAGAUGACCCUGACGCAGGUCUCCACGUGGUUCGCCAACGCCCGGCGGAGGCUCAAGAAGGAGAACAAGAUGACCUGGGCGCCCAGGAAUAAGAGCGAGGACGAGGACGAGGAGGACGGGGACGGGGAGAGGAAGGAGGUGGAGCGCUCCGAGAAGAACCUGGACAACAGCGAGGCGUCGGCGGAGGAUGAAGGAAUCAGUUUGCACGUCGACACUCUGACGGACCACUCCUGCCCCUCGGAGUCUGACGGGGAGAAGGUCAGUUGUCGCGUGGCCGAGCUGAGCUCCGACCAAGCCGGCGACAAGUGCGACGACGACGGCGAGGACCAGAACCACGACCCGCGGGCUCAGCUCUCGCCCAAGGCCGUCACGUCGUCUCCGCUCACGGGAGUGGAGGCGCCGGUUCUCGGUCACCACCACCAACACCAUCUCCACCACCACCUGCAUCACCUCCACCACCUCCACAGCCAGCGGGAGGAUCUGGCUCGGAGCCUCGUCAACAGCAGGAGCACCAGCGCCAGUAAAUCGUCCCCGUGCCUGGAGAGCCGGGCUCCGUCGGGGGCGCCUCAGAACCCCGCAGCCAAGCCCAAGCUGUGGUCGCUGGCGGAGAUUGCUACCUCGGACCAAAAGCAGCAACAUCCGCAGCAGCAGCCACCGGGGCAGCCUGCAGGGCAACCGACCUGCCCCUCCUCCUCCUCCGGCGGGGGCCUCCUCACUCCCCCCACGUCCUCCACCAGCUCCCCGGCUGCCAGCUCCCCCUCCCUCUACCCGGCCCCCUCCAUCCUUGGAAGACCUAUUUAUUACACUUCUCCCUUUUAUAGCAAUUACACAAACUAUGGCAACUUCAGCCCCCUGCAGGGCCAAGGGAUCCUGCGCUACACUAAUUCUUCUGGAGUGAGUCUGGCCGCAGCCGCCGCCGCCGCCGCCGCUGCUGCUGCUGCAAACGAGGGCCUGAGCUCCUCGCACCAGGCGCUGGAGGCGAGCACGAACCCCAAGCACAGGCCAGACUCCCCCCUCGUUAAAAAUAACCCAAACCACAUUGUUGUUGUCGAGCAGCAGCAACAACAGCUUUUCAGAGCCGCAAAUUUAGAGGCAAAGAAAGGUACGUAAUCAACAUGAUGCGGCACCCACGUCCCAUAAGUGAUUUGAAAACUUAUUUAAUCUAGUGUUGAAACUUGAGAUUGUAUUUUUCUUAAAGAAAAGAGAGAAAAAAAAAAACACUGGUGGGGAAAUCUCUUCAUGGUGGAAGUAAAAUGAAAUGAGUUACUUGUCUCCAAUGCAAAUCAACUGGUUUUUCUUUGUCUUGUUGUUGGGACAAACUGGGAAGACUGGGUCUGUUUUAUUUUAUUUAUUUAUUUCAAACAAGUGGCAUCACCAGACACUAUUUACAGAUUUUCCAAUAAGAUUUUAGGACCGGAUAUGAGACUAAACGACUUAUUGAGAAGGACUUUCGUUUAUGGCCUAUAAUUCGUUUUUCAGUGCAGUUCAUUUUCUGCAGUAAUCUGUUUAUGACUUAUUUUUUAACUGUAUGCACAUUUCUGAAUCUCACACAAUCAUUAAGAGUGAGCUCAUUUCACCUUCAUGCAACAGGCAAUGAGAAACCAUAGGGAUAUAAUAAGAAAAAGCAUAUUGCGAACAAAUGUUGCAAGAGGACACCAACAUAUAUGGACAUUGAAAUGAGCCCGUGAAGGAAUCAGGCUAAUCACACACACACACGCGCGCGCACGCACACACGCGCAGAAAUGUUGCCACAGCUUUGAGCAGGAAUCCUACUUUUAAUGUUUCCUCUGAUGUGUGCGCGCGUGUGUGUGUGUGUGUGCGUGCAUGUGAGCGUACGGCACGCGCACAGUAGGCCCCAAACCUUAUCUUUCAGCGUAUGGGAUAAUUAUAAUUACACCAGGGUCAGCCAAAAGCAAACAGAUCAGUGAGUUUGCUCUGUGCGUUCAUCGUCCAACUUUAUUACAUCUUCAAAUGUCACUUAGGUAAUCACGGCGGUUCCUUUACGCACAUCCAAAGCUAUGCGCACAUGUCGUUUUCACCGGGGAUUCUAAUAAGCACUUACAGCAUAAUACAUGGAGCUGUGUUUUUUUUUUCUUUUCUUGGCCAGAGCCAGUCUGACAGUUGAUCACGAAGGUGUAUUCGUGUGGGGAUUUUCUUUGGGUUGUUGUUUUAUUUCCAUGCUCUGCAGGUAGGUGUCACAAUUGCUUUGACUAUAAAGCGAGGAAUGGCACCACCUAUGGCCUCAUGUCAUAACCCUCAUAACCUUUGCUCCAAACCGGAUCUAGUGCCACCACAUAGUCGGGAUGAACGCUGCUACUCCGCCUCCUCAGCUCCACACACGCAGGCUGAGACACACCACAACACACAGUAUUUGUCAGAUUAUUAUUAUUAUUAUUAUUGUUGUUGUAAUGUUUCAGUUUUGUUUUCUUAAUUAUUUUGAGAGGUUGAAAAAAGAGAGAUCUCCCAUUGUAUGUGAUUUACAUGUUAUUUCUCAGGUUCCUAUAGUUUGCUUAUUUGCCACAGUAUAUUAUGUUAGUAUAUAUUUAAGUGUGGAUAAAACAAGUUAAACAUAAUUUGGCCUUUCUUGGAGAACCGUGUUUGUGUAAGGAGGUGUCACGGGACGCAGGGCGCGCGGAGCUGAAGUCAACUUGAGGACUUCAAAGUGGAAUAGCCUACAUUUGAUAUUUAUUUUUUUAAAUGGUGGCGAAAUGAUGCCUAGAAUAAUAAUUUAUGCAAGUUGUAUUGCAACAAAAAAAACAUGGGAAGCUGACAUCGUCUGUUUGUUUUGUAAAUAUAUAUAUUAUGGACGCUUUUUAUUUGAGACGCAUUUGGGAAAAGAAGCUACACAAUCUUGUUAUCAGGAGUACUUUUACUAAUUUAUAUCUUUGAAUGUAAAUAAAAUAAAAAUGGUAUAGAUGUACU